AUGGAAUUUGAUAUACCAGAAGAAGUAACAGCACUGCCCAAACUGACGAAAAUAGCAAUUGCGGAUCUAAAUAAAAAAUAUCAAGUGUUACUAAAGAAGGCAGCUGAUUACUAUUUAGAUAAUGAUAAUGACUGGCAUUCACCACUAAAGUUGAGAUACGCAACUGGAAGUUAA
Messenger RNA from Paraglomus brasilianum, 174 nucleotides. The record is from the annotation of a GenBank genome assembly. NCBI's taxonomy places the organism in Eukaryota, Fungi, Glomeromycota, Glomeromycetes, Paraglomerales, Paraglomeraceae.